AUGAAUCCAGAAUAUGAUUAUCUUUUCAAAUUGCUUCUCAUUGGUGACAGUGGUGUAGGAAAAUCAUGUCUAUUAUUGAGAUUUGCCGAUGACACUUACACUGAAAGCUAUAUCUCUACCAUCGGUGUAGAUUUUAAGAUCAGAACCAUCAACCUCGAUGGUAAGAUUAUCAAAUUGCAAAUCUGGGAUACUGCCGGUCAAGAAAGAUUCAGAACUAUCACUUCAUCAUAUUACAGAGGUGCACAUGGUAUUAUUGUAGUUUACGACGUCACCGACCAUGUGUCGUUCAACAAUGUCAAGCAGUGGAUGCAAGAGAUUCAGAGAUACGCAUGUGACAGCGUCACCCGUUUGCUCGUUGGUAAUAAGUGCGAUCUCAUCGAAAAGAAAGUCGUUGAAACCAACGUCGCUAGAGAAUACGCCGACUCUGCUGGUAUCCCAUUCUUGGAGACCAGUGCUAAAUCCUCUGCCAACGUAGAGGACGCUUUCAUGAUCAUGGCCAGCGAGAUCAAGAAGUUGCAAGGUGGUAUUUCUACAGGCGGUAACACAAACUACAACACCAACGUCGUCAAACCAAGCUCCGGUACACCAGUUGGAAAGAAGAAGAGAUGUCUCAUUUUAUAA
Messenger RNA from Heterostelium album PN500, 621 nucleotides. RefSeq names its product Rab GTPase family protein (gene rab1B). The coding region runs from base 1 to 621 and encodes 206 amino acids. Gene Ontology annotation, biological process: regulation of exocytosis; protein secretion. The transcript has 3 exons. NCBI's taxonomy places the organism in Eukaryota, Evosea, Eumycetozoa, Acytosteliales, Acytosteliaceae. Gene Ontology annotation, molecular function: GTP binding; GTPase activity. The record is from RefSeq and is a predicted model, not a curated record.